AUGGGGCCGCGAACUCGCUUCUCUUUCGAGCUGAAGACGCAAAGGCGCCUGGACGCUGUUCUCACGGACCCAAUCUUCAAGGAGGCGCAACAGCGGUGGGGGAUCCACAGUCAGACGCGUGUGUGUGCCUUUCGGUUUGAACAGGAAAACACCAGCGGCACUGUGCAGGAGGGUGCGUCGCACGGUGGCGGCGUCGUGGUUGCUGGUGCGCUGCGGUUUUCCGGGUUUCACAAAGGGAUGCUGCAGGACUUGCUGGUGUCUUUCUUUGAGUCAACCGCAGUGCGUGAGGCGCUCGCGCUUUGUGCUGCGCCGAAAGCGUUGGGUGACGCCGUGCAAUACACCGAGCUGUACUGUAGCUGGACGACCUUGGAGCCGUUCAUGCGCCUUGUCGAGGCGGGAGUCGUGCGGCGUGUGGAACUUUCGGAAGAUGUUCCCCGUGAUGAGGCAGAGGCAGCCAUAUUUGACGGUGCCGUUCGUUUUCCCGUCGUCCGGCGCGCGGAUGUCUACCUUCCGCACGACAUUGCCGUGACGGAUGAGCUGCGGGCGCUCUUCCUGCUAGCACCCAGCCGCGCCAUGUGCCACGAGGAGGAGGAGGAGGAGGACGAGGCGUGGAACACGUGUAGUUACGGCUCCGGCGCUAGGCUUUCACUUGGCACACUCCGAGGUAUUUUCAGUGCGACGGAGCGGUCCGAGUUUUUGUACCACAUUGUGUGGCGUUUUGUGGCGGGUGGCGGCAACAACAACCAGUGGGACGAGGACUUGGGCGUGUACUUGGACCUGGCGCGGAUGUGGUACAAGAGCCUUGUCGCCAUCCGUGCGGUGCAUACGGAGGAGACGACAGCUGUCGCAGGCGGCAUGGACGAGCCCGAUCGGGCUGCAGACGUGGACAGUGGCGCGUUGAUACCGGAGGUGGUCUCAACGGUGGUCGCUGUGCAGGCGGUGGGUGGCCUCUCCCUCUUUGCCAGAUCCGACGAGGUGGAGCCUAGUAACUUGAACUACUGUUACGUCUGCAUUGACCCGGUGGAGGCGGAGGUGGUGGUCUGGUACCACUGCCUCUAG
This is a messenger RNA of Trypanosoma rangeli, 1059 nucleotides long. RefSeq lists its product as uncharacterized. Bases 1 to 1059 code for a protein of 352 amino acids. NCBI's taxonomy places the organism in Eukaryota, Euglenozoa, Kinetoplastea, Trypanosomatida, Trypanosomatidae. The transcript has a single exon. The record is from RefSeq and is a predicted model, not a curated record.